CGACUGCAAGCGCCCUCACAACGUUUCCAGUUGUCUCGGAACCACCAAGUUCUCAAGCCUAAGCUUAAAGCAACAUGCGUGAAAUUCUCUCCAUUCACCUCGGCCAGGGCGGUAUCCAGGUCGGAAACGCCUGCUGGGAGCUUUACUGCCUCGAGCACGGCAUCCAGCCUGAUGGCCAGAUCCCCAGCGACUCGAGCGCCAUGGGAGACGACUCGUUCUCCACCUUCUUCUCCGAAACAGGCUCGGGAAAGCACGUGCCGCGCGCCGUGUUCGUGGACCUGGAGCCUACUGUGUGUGACGAAGUCCGCACGGGCACCUACAGGCAGCUGUACCACCCGGAGCAGAUCAUCUCGGGCAAGGAAGAUGCGGCCAACAACUACGCGCGUGGCCACUACACCAUCGGGAAGGAGGUCGUCGACCUUGUGCUGGACCGCGUCCGUAAGCUGGCCGACGCUUGCACGGGACUUCAGGGCUUCAUGGUGUUCAACGCCGUGGGUGGCGGUACCGGUUCCGGUCUUGGUUCGCUCCUCCUCGAGCGCCUGUCGGUCGACUACGGCCGUAAGAGCAAGCUCGGUUUUACCAUCUACCCGUCGCCCCUCGUGUCGUCGGCUGUCGUGGAACCCUACAACUCGGUGCUGUCCACGCACUCGCUGCUUGAGCACACGGAUGUGGCCGUGAUGUUGGACAACGAGGCCAUCUACGACAUUUGCCGUCGCUCCCUCGACAUUGAACGCCCGACGUACACGAACCUGAACCGUCUCAUUGCUCAGGUCAUCUCGUCGCUCACCACGUCGCUCCGUUUCGACGGCUCGUUGAACGUGGAUAUCACCGAGUUCCAGACGAACCUGGUGCCGUACCCGCGUAUCCACUUCAUGCUCAGCUCGUACGCCCCCGUCAUCUCGGCCGAGAAGGCCUACCACGAGCAGCUGUCGGUGGCCGAGAUCACUAACAGCGCCUUCGAGCCCACCUCAAUGAUGGCCAAGUGCGACCCUCGUCACGGCAAGUACAUGGCCACGUGCCUCAUGUACCGCGGUGACGUCGUUCCCAAGGACGUGAACGCCGCUGUGGCCACCAUCAAGACCAAGCGCACCAUCCAGUUCGUGGACUGGUGCCCUACGGGUUUCAAGUGCGGCAUCAACUACCAACCUCCGACGGUUGUGCCUGGUGGUGACUUGGCCCGUGUGCAGCGUGCUGUGGCCAUGAUCUCCAACACCAGCGCCAUCGCUGAGGUGUUCUCUCGCAUCGACCACAAGUUCGACCUGAUGUAUGCCAAGCGUGCGUUCGUGCACUGGUUCGUGGGCGAAGGUAUGGAGGAAGGCGAGUUCUCGGAGGCUCGUGAGGAUCUUGCUGCUCUGGAGAAGGACUACGAGGAGGUGUCUGCUGAGACGGCCGAGGGUGACGAUGAGGACUUCGAUGAGAAGAAUGAGGAGUACUAAGCAUUUUGCGUGCUGCCAUUGCAUGGUGUCUAAGCCUAGCGAGGUGAUAGGAUGCUUGUCAUUUCUAUCCUCUGUUAGUUGAAAAGCUAGAGACCAGUUUGAUAAGCUUUGAGGUAACAAUUUGGUGCCACAACUUUCUA
This is a messenger RNA of Phytophthora infestans T30-4, 1576 nucleotides long. Its product is annotated as alpha-tubulin, putative. Gene Ontology annotation, biological process: mitotic cell cycle; microtubule cytoskeleton organization. Gene Ontology annotation, cellular component: cytoplasm; microtubule. Gene Ontology annotation, molecular function: structural constituent of cytoskeleton; GTP binding. Bases 75 to 1436 code for a protein of 453 amino acids. The record is from RefSeq and is a predicted model, not a curated record. The transcript has a single exon. NCBI's taxonomy places the organism in Eukaryota, Oomycota, Peronosporomycetes, Peronosporales, Peronosporaceae.